AUGGAUUAUCGACGACAAGGAAGGUAUGAUGUUAUCACUGUUAGCAAAGAUAAAAAAUUGAUAUCACCUCUCUCUCAGGCGAACAAAAAUAUAAAAUACUUCGUUACUGUUGAAGAUCUUUUUGAUAUUAUUCAUGAUGCUUAUUUGAUUGUUGGACAUGGUGGACGUAAAAGAAUGACGAAAGAACUUAACGAUAAAUAUAAAAAUGUGACGACCGAAAUGAUCAUGUUAUAUUGGAGCUUAUGUGAAGCAUGCCAAAAAAAAUCGGAAAAAUCAAAAAGAGGUCUGAUUGUUAAGCCAAUACUUGCCACAGAUCUUAAUUUAAGGUGUCAAGUUGAUUUAAUAGAUCUUCAAACACAAAGUGACGGUGAUUAUAAGUUCAUUAUGAACUAUCAAGAUCAUUUGACAAAAUUUGUUAUAUUACGUCUAUUAAAAACCAAAAAAGCCGUAGAAGUAGCAAGUCAUUUGAUGGAAAUAUUUACCACGUUCGGUGCUCCGUCAAUUCUGCAGAGUGACAAUGGCCGAGAAUCUGUUAACAAAGUAAUCAUUGAAUUAACAAAUCUUUGGGAUGGAAUAAAAAUUGUGCACGGUAAACCAGAAACUUAG
This is a messenger RNA of Aphidius gifuensis, 606 nucleotides long. RefSeq names its product KRAB-A domain-containing protein 2-like. Gene Ontology annotation, biological process: DNA integration. The coding region runs from base 1 to 606 and encodes 201 amino acids. The transcript has a single exon. The record is from RefSeq and is a predicted model, not a curated record. Gene Ontology annotation, molecular function: nucleic acid binding. Lineage: Eukaryota; Metazoa; Arthropoda; Insecta; Hymenoptera; Braconidae.